GGCUGCCAUCACUGGGGGGCUGCCGUCAUUGGGGGUCUGCCGUCAUUAGGGACGGGGUCACGGUGUGUUUGGGGCUCCCACAGCUCUGACUCCUGGUUAGGGGCAGGAGGCCCGGCAGCUCGGGGGCAGACCCUCCCGCUGCACGGUGCUGGUGGCAGCGCUGCUGUAGGCCCCAGGUAGAAAUCCCUGCUGCUGUAAGGGAGCAUUGGGGCCUUCACACUAUUAAAGCAGGUAUUUUGUCACAACAGGGCCGAGCAGGGGAUCCCUGUGGGUAUCGUGGUGGGUCUGAGCCUCUGCAGCAAAUGUGCCUGGCAAAGGCCUGCUGCUGGGGGUGCGGGUUGGGGCUCCUGCCUUGUGAGGGUGUUUGGAUGCAGCUCACAGACCCUCUCCUCUGUUCUUUUUCUAUACAGAGAUCCCCGUGUCUAUAGACACAGCCCAGAGGCCGCAGCAAGCAGGUGGGUAGCUUAGAGACACACCAAGAGAGCUCAAUUCAAGGCUCAGAGACCACGGAAAAGCUCAGAUCAGCACAGCUUUAUUUCUGACAUCCCAUUGCCACACUGUAGGACGGGGCUGCCUGCAGGUCCUUGUGCCACGCAGCUGGGCCACAGACCGUGCAGGACUGCGGGAGCCUACAGGAGACCUUCACCUUGGUGCUCUGCCUGCAGCUGGGGACGAGGGACAAGCACUUCAGCCUGCUGCUGGAAGCAGUGCCCGCCAGCCCUUUAAUCCAAGUAGGAGGAAUUACACAGCUGUGGCAAGGCACCUUGGGGAGCGCUGCUGGUGAAGCCUAGCAGCAGUUGUGACUCUUCUAUAACUGAUAACCAUGUCAGCUCAUGAGGACAGAUGGGUUUCUUCCUUCUCUAUCCUGUUCUUCUGUGCCGUCUCCAUUCCAAUGCUGGGAAGUGCAAGUCUGCUACAGGAGUUGAGCCCCCAUGAGUACUUCAGUGGCUUACAAACUAAUAAGGCUUCCCUGGCUUAUUUCAGCCAUGCAGUUUCUCCUGGUGCCCAGCCCUUCUUGGAACAGAUUGAAAACUCAGUUGAGGCUCUGCACGACUACGGCAUUUCAGUGGUGAAGGUCAGGUGUUCCAAAGAGGAUGUCUCAAGAUACUGUGGAAAAGAGAAUGCAUUAAGGAAAGCCUACCUGUUCAGAGGUAACGUGCUGAUCAGAGAAUUCCCUACCGAUGCAUUGUUUGAUGUGAACUCCAUUGUUGCUAAUGUUCUCUUUGCCCUGCUAUUUAAUGAAGUUAAAUAUGUUGAAACACCGAUGGAUCUUCAGAACAUAGAAAAUGCUCUGAAAGGGAAAUCGAACAUGGUCUUCGCAUAUAUACCAGCCACUGGAACAGCAGAGCACAGAGCUGUGAUGGAGGUGGCUUUUGUCUAUGGAACUGUCCACCAGUUUGUUCUAACAACUGAGGCGACACUGUUGAAAGAUGCUGGCAGCAAUGAGCCUGAUGUAUCAUCUGCCCAGCUGUUGUUCUGCCAUUGCCAGCAGGCCACAGACCUGGCACAGCCCUGCAGGAGGACACCCUUGGAGCAGGAUCUGACAGUGCUGAACAUACACAGACAUCUCAAACUCAUGGGAGCUCCUCUUGUGACUGAAGUGGCUGAGGACCCUGAGAAAAUUUCCACCGUUCAUUUACAGCUUGGGCUGCCACUUGUGUUUGUCCUCAGCCAGAAAGAAACCUAUGAGGCAGACAGGAGAACAGCAGAGUUUUUGGCCUGGAAACUCCUGGGGAAAGCAGGAGUUGCCAUUUUGUCCAGGGACCUUGUGGACUUGAACAUUCUGCGGAAGUCAAACAUUGCUCUCAAAACACCGGAUGAGGGAGUGCCAAUCAAGUACCUGGUCUUGGAUGACACUGAGGAAGUUAUAACUCUGGUGGAAGAUAAGAGCAAGGUUAAACAAAUCCAGGAGAAUGAGGAUGAAGAUGAGGAAGAUGAGGAAGAAGAAGAGAAUGACAAUCAAGACAUACAGGAUGAUCAGGUGGUGGAAGCAGUUUCCAGGGACAAGAAGCGCGAGCUGCCCCUGGAUCAGAUCCUUACCCUGACAGAAGAGACCUUUCACUCUGCCAUGUUAAAAGCUGCCCAGACAGUGGUGCUAUUUUAUGCCAGCUGGGAAGCAGUGUCUCUGGCAGUGCUACAGUCUUACACAGAGGUGGCUGAUCACCUGAAAGGAACUCAGGGGAUUUUGCUCUCUCGAGUGAACUGCUGGGACUGGCCUGGUGUUUGCACAACACAGAAUGUCACUCAGUUUCCUACCAUAAAGAUUUACAAGAAGGGAGAGCAACCACCAAUCGUGUACAACGGCAUGUUGGGAACUGAAGAACUGACCAGCUUCAUCAUGUUGAGCCAAGUUUCCUGCCCUCUGAAGCUGGCAACAAUUGAUGAAGCAGAGCAGUAUUUAAGAGGAGAGCUUCCAUCUGAGCUGUCAUCCUAUCACCACUCUUUGGUUCUAGGAGUAUUCAGCACAGCCACAAGUAAAGUCAGGGAAGCGUUCAUGGAGGCAGGAAGCAUCUUAAGUGGACAUGUAACAACAGGGAUGUAUUUCGAAGAUGAUGUCUUGGCUUUGUCCCAUAAAUAUGCAGUGUCUCCUCCUGCCCUCCUCAUUGCCAGGAGCAGUGGUCAGAGCGUGGAAGGCAUCGCCUUGUCCCAGCAGAGCGCACAGGACAUCGUGCAGAUGAUCAGAUACAAAUUGCUGGAUAUUUUUCCAGAAAUCACCGUGCAAAAUCUGCCCCAUUACUUGCAGCUCAGAAAGCCUUUCCUCAUCUUGUUUAGUGAUGGUGACAUUGGUCAAAUAGAGAGCAAGGAAAUGCUGAAUCUGGCAAAAGGGAGAUCUCAGCAAGCGUUUGUGCCGUGCUGGUUGAACUUGAAGAACACUCCAGUGGGCCUUGGGGUCCUGAAGGCGUACUUUGCCACCGUACCAUCAUUGCCUGCUCUCGUCUGGGUGAACCUUCACGCUGGAGGUCAAGUGUUUAAGUUCCCAUCAGAGCAGUCUAUCACUGAAAUGAACGUCUUGUCUUGGCUGGAGAGACUGAAGGCAGGACUGGAGAUUCCCAGCAGUACCCUGUCUGAGGAGGACUGGAAACCACCUCUUCCUGCCUACAAUUUCCUCCAGAUGAUGGAGGCCGCGGGGCCAGAGUUCACCCUCCAUACCUCCUCUCACCAAGAGGGCAGACAGGAGCAGCAGCAGCUGGAAGGCUCUGAAGAAAAAGCCACAGUCAGAGAGGAACUGCUUGAGGAAGCCAGGGUGAAAGCAGAGAAAGCCCAGGGCCCUGGGAGGGACCUGCGGGGGACAGCCCCGAGGUUGGCAGGGAGGGAAAAGCAGGCCAGGAGGCACAGUGAGCUGUGAGCAGGAGGCUGCGGGACAGUGCCCAGAACACUCUCUUGCUUUCUCAGCCCCCAGUGAGCCUUUGCAGCAGAGAGAGAAGUGAGUUCAACUGUAAACUAACAGAAAUGGCACUUAAGUUCUAGUCUAAAUUCUCUGUUGCAGUGUGUAGGUAGUUCUGUGGUACCUGUGAUUUCUGAGAGCAGAAACACAUCCGUAGCUUGGCCCUGCUGGGUGCAAUCCGUGAUGCAUCCCGCAGUAGAUUGUGAGAGCAGGUCUGCAUGAAGGUUGCUGCUGAGUUCUGCCUGCCUGUUGGUUAAUGGAGGGGCAGACUGAGCUCACUUGGCGUACUGAGGGCUUGCCCACAGCAAAUUAUGCCAGAAAAGUUGAAACACUGCAGCUUUUCUUCACAGUUUCUGUAUAUCCAAACAGGGAGAAAUUGAGUGAUUCCAAGAUAAAGAACAUUUAUCUUCCCUUCGUUUCAGUAGAGGCCCUACAGACCUGUUUUGGCAAGCUCUGCUCUCCAUAAACAGUUAAAUGUGCACGGUAACUGUGCAGAGCUGGAAGGGCAAAUGUACCUCGGGCUGGAGGGCUGAAGUGUUUAAACUGACAUGUGAAUGUUUACACCUGAGUGGUGAGCUGAAUCCAUGAGCGUUCUCAUUCCCAGGGGUAACAGCGUAUCUGGCUAAAGAGGCUGUAUUACAGAGAGCUUGGGUCAUCACAGCAGCCCUGAGUACCCAAAAUAAGAGUUUGCCAGCAAAGCCCAGGGGCCGGGCAGAUUGGAAGAUGGCUUUGCUCAAUGCUGGCAUUUUCUUGGUUGUGAGCCCAGGGGGUUAUUUACAGCCUCUGCUAUUUUCCUUCGGUCUCAGUAACAGCAGCGAGGUUGGUGCCUUCUGAGCCAAGGAUGGUGCAGGAAAUGAGAUAUGCAGAAAGACCAGCGUAGAGAUAAGGGGAGAAAAGUGAGAGGCAAGGCUGGCAGUGCGGGGACGGGUGGUGCCAGUGUGGGGCAGAGCAGUUUCACAUCCUUCUGGUGGUGAGUGGGAGAUUUGGGGUGUGGGGAAGCGGCAUUUCAGCCUCUGCUCCUUUCCUCGGGUCGGUCUGAUUCCAUGCUGCAAGACAUGGGGAGAGCAAUGUUUUAGGGAGAAAGCUCUGUCUAAUUUCACUGAUGGCCACAACAAUCUUCCCACUGCCUUUAGUAACCGUCUGCUCUGUUCCACAGCCCUGCUGAGAUGUGUGGGGAGGGUCAGAUCCUCUCUCUCAUCCUGCAAACAGCCCACAGGGAUGGGAAUAUUUUGAAAUGCCGAGGAAUUGACCAUUAGUUCUGUGCCCUCCAUAAUUGAAACAGACCAUUUUUGGACUCCUGUCAGGCUGAGAGCCAGAAUGUAUGUAUUUAAAGUAAUAAACUGUUGUAUGCAGUACACAGUCUACCAUGUAACAGCAUUUUCCCAAGGAAAGGAGUAGGUCAGUGUGCAGGCAGAGCCUCUAUGAGUUCCCAUCAUUCCUCUGCAAUGCAAAGUGGUAACGCUGUGCUCCAUGACCUGUACAUGGGUCAUUUCCAGCACUAUCCCAGCACUGGUGGCUGCUUUCCCUCUUACUGCAUCACUCACCCUCUUCAAGCAGAGAGAAAGUGCAACAUUUGGGCUUUUCAAUCAUUUCGUAAAUAAACUCUUAUCUCAAGUUCAA
Messenger RNA from Coturnix japonica (Japanese quail), 5005 nucleotides. NCBI's taxonomy places the organism in Eukaryota, Metazoa, Chordata, Aves, Galliformes, Phasianidae. The record is from RefSeq and is a predicted model, not a curated record.